Molecule: messenger RNA, 11134 nt
Organism: Malaya genurostris
Lineage: Eukaryota; Metazoa; Arthropoda; Insecta; Diptera; Culicidae
Gene: LUBEL
Product: E3 ubiquitin-protein ligase lubel
Exons: 23
Coding region: 262-10860 (3532 amino acids)
Biological process (GO): protein linear polyubiquitination
Cellular component (GO): LUBAC complex
Molecular function (GO): K48-linked polyubiquitin modification-dependent protein binding; ubiquitin protein ligase activity; zinc ion binding
Source: RefSeq, a predicted model, not a curated record
GUCUGGGCGUGCAAACCUCUCUCGAUUACGGUCUCGCGGGGUUAUAUAAAAUUUCCCAGGGAACUGUUGGAAGAUUCACUGUCCAACCGGUACCGUUCGAUAGUGCACUGUUCGACAAUUGAUACUGCGAUCGAUUUCCUGCUUAUUUGGCGGAGGAUAAUUCUUGAAAUCUGAAAGGAAAAUUGAUUCGAUCGACCGAAAGCAGAAAAAAGUUAUUUUUAUUAAUAUAGUGCUCCCGGGAAUGUACUACGGGUUCAAAAGAUGAGUGGUAACGUGCCGUUGCGAUCGCCUACACCCCCUGCGAUGGCCCACCAUCCUGCAUCAAAAUUCAAAGUAUCGAGAACGAUGCCAACGUGGGUGACGGACAGUAGCGAUCGAGUUGGGCCCCCGCCUCCUGAACCACCAAAAAAUAUGGAUCCGGAAUAUGAGGUUAUCGAUAUUGCUAAUCAGCAGUAUUCCAAUGCUCCACCACCGAUUCCUUUGAAAUCGCCAGAUAUCAAGCGCAUUACCGUCAUGAAGUGCGACCUGUGCGGAUCGGUUACGCCUGCAGUUCGCUGUGCACAAUGCGACCAGAACUUGUUCUGCGCAUCCUGUGACGAUCGCUACCACCGUCAUCCGAAACGCCAAACACAUACCAGAACGCCCGUAGAAUUGCAAGCCACCAUGGUGAAACCCCCGCUACCACCGAAAGGUGAGGCUAGCACGGGUGGUCCUCUGCCACCACCCAGAAGAAACAAACGUCCCGGCAGUUUCCUAUUCCCCAGUCCCAUGCUGGGGCGCAAGCAGGACCCGGAACAGACCAUACCUACAACGGUUCCCCAAGGCCAACCAGCAAGCCAACCUCAAAAACCUCCACAGCCUCCGCCAAGUCCGGCGCUCUCUCUUCGCGAUAAAAUGAACUCUCUCAAGCGCUUCAUUCAUCCAUCAAAUAGGCCACUCCCAGAUCCACCGGGGACGAAACCUCACUCGUCCAAUACAUCACUCAAUUCCACUGGUACUAGCCCCUUCCGAUCUGUUUCCAGUACGAUGGAAAAAAUACAGAAUAACACAGCCGCCACGCUGGAUCGCAUGACCGUGCUACAGCAACGCUACCGGCAGCACCAAGAAACUAUGAAAGCGGACAGUGACCGGAGCCGCCGCGCAAGUGUUGCAUCGAACAUUGAUGUCCAGUCAUCAGGUCCCAAUAUUCGUACAAAACCACCGUUUGUUCCAACAACACUCCAUCACCAACAACAACAAUUUCACCAGCAACAUCAUGCGCAACAAUCACGAUGGAUCGAGCCUCCGACACCCAGAAUAAGAUCUGGCAGUGUCGCUUCGGGUAUAAAUUUGCUACCCGGCGCUUCUUCAACAGUGUCUAACGAAAGUAAUCCUCCUUGCAAUAAUACUCCGUUUAUGUCCCCCACACAGCGUUCAGACUUUGGAGCAGCUCAGGGUUCCGGUCUGCCGAAUCCUCGUAGCACCUCUGUGUUUAAUCUAACCCAAAUGCAGCCACCGCAGCAAAACUUGUGGGGAUUCACUCCUCUACAGCAGGCUCAAUCAAUGGCCCAUUUCAAUCAGAUGCACUGGAACCAGAUGAAUCCUUGGAUGUCGGGACAGUCGCAAAACGGUUCCAACAUGAGUCUUAACCUACCACCCGCCCAAACAGGUCACUAUCCACAUGACCAACAAGGUUAUCCGUCCAACUGGAACAAUGCCUGGGGUGGAAUGUACCCGUACCCAAUGGGUAUGAUGCCAAUGAUGCCCGGAAUGGCGAUGCCUCCACCAAGAUCUAGAGCCCUUUCUCGAUCGCGUGCGGCCUCCCCAGCACUCAGUAUCAAAUCCAGAAAGUCAACAAUGUCAAUGCGAAAUUUACAACGCAGCAGCUAUAUCAAUGAUCUAACCGACGAUGAGGACUCGGACGAAGAGUUCAUUAAACCUCGAGGUCGACGGGAUCGCCGACAGCGUGUAGAUUCUAACAGUAGUCUAGAUUUUGAUGAACCAGAGCCAAACACGUUCGUUCGAGCUUCAAGCGUUAAGCACUCACGCUUUAAUCGGGAUCGUCGCGGUGGAUCUGCGGCAAGAUCUCUGAUUGAUUAUCCAAUAUCCCACACAAGAGACUCCCAUCGUUCUCGAUAUGAUCGCGAUGAAGUAGUUCGUGAUCGAUUCGACAAAAUGUCUCUUACGUCACCCAGAAGAAUGACAAAUACCUCAUUAACGAAUGAUUCAGAUAAAGAACUCAAUCGCAAAGUAUCAAGUACGACGAAACCGAACAAAGAAAGCAUUGCCACGCCACGCAAAAUCGCAUCUGACUCUAUGACAAAUGAUUCAGACGUAGACGUUGAAAGACGUAAUGCCGUCAAACAGAGAACCCCUAGUAGUGUUUCUUCGCCCCGAAGGAUUGCUUCCGAUUCAUUCACAAACGACUCUGAUGCGGACUCUCUACGACGUAAGCAAUUGCAGAAAACUAAUGAUCAUACAAUUCCUUCUCCAAAACGUUUGGAAUCAGAUUCUGUGACCAAUGAUUCAGACUCCAUUCGUGGAAAACCAAAAGCUAAUGGCAGCAGAAAGCUGUCGGAUGCUGAACAGAAAAAACAAACGAAAUCCACCAAAUCUUCCCGAAUAACUCCCAAAAAAAUUCCAUCGGAUUCUCAGGCUCAAGACACUGAUGGCGAACAAAAACGACGGUUCUUUAGCAAAAAACCUCUGAAGAAACAUUCAAGCACAGAGUUCAUAGCUAACGAUUCGGACACCGAAUUCGAACGCCGAAAGCAGGAAAACCUUAAAAAAUCAAGUGUGCAGGAGCCACCGGUAGAAAAAUCUCCUAAAAUAUCUGACGAUGAAGAGCAAGAGGUACACAUGAAAACUGUAGAACUAAAGAACCAACUGAACGAAACCCAACCUGAGCCGAACGAAUUUUCAACUAACACUUCAUCCCUACCGAUCGUUGUGCCUGAUUCUGAAUGGGAAUGCGAAUUCUGCACCUACGUGAACGAAGGAGGAGUGAAGAUCUGUGCGAUUUGCUGUAAAACCAUUUCCAUUGCAAUUGUACCGUCGAAAGAUGAUACGGAAAUGCCUCGGUCUCCACCACCAGAUGUCGUGCAAGAGCCUCCAUUCGAGAAGCGAACCAUUUCUAGGCAGCUCGAUGAUGUACAGAAACCACAGAAGAUAUUGCCUCCGUCUGCCACUGAGAGCGAUUCGAAAAAGAAAGACGAUGAUGAUGAAAUGGAAAAUGGUGAUGAAGGUGGUACAAAUAGUGUUUAUGAGAAAAUUUGUGAGGAAAACCAGUACGAAAAUCAAUGUUUUCCAACGAGAACUGAAUGUCUAAAAGAUAGUGGUGAGAUUAAACAAAACUUAGACAGUGAAGAAGUUAAGAUAGUGAACAAAUUAGUGAAAGAAAAAGUAUCCACUGGCUGUGGUCCGUCUCCACCACGGGAAACUGAGGGUGAAUUACUUAAGCUUCAAGACAAUAGACAGCUGGGUACCCCCCGAGCUUCGAUAGGUACGUCACCGCCACCUCAGGAUAUGUCCACACAGACUUACGAUACGCUCGAGAAAGUUCGCGAAGAUAUUUCAGCAAGUCAAGUCAUGGCACAUGACAAACCAACCAACAUCCUGACCCAACCACCACCAACCGGUAGCAUCUUCAAACGAUCAUAUUCACUCGUCACUGCACCACAAUUGCUACAAGUGGGCAGUCCUCGUUCCGGCAGCCGACUAAGCUUCUCGAGUGAUACACAGAGCUUACCACCGUCUCCACACGAACAGAGUCCACAGCCUCUGCAGGCGCAACGUCAUGACCUACCUCAAGCCAUGCCAAAUCAUUCAGACGAAAGCAUAUCCUAUCUGGAUCGCGCAAUUCAUCAAAUCAUUCAAACGGCAGCCAAGACAAAUUUCAGUGCAUCUCGUCCACUUGAACAGAACAAAUACCGAGCGAUGAACGACCUGAGACACAUCGAUGCCAUACAACCGAAUCAUUCUACCACGAAAGACCUGUUGACGAAACGGCAAAUGGCGAAUCCAGCCACCAUGUGUGAACACUCUGAAGAUGCAUCUCGGUUGAUGGAAACACUGACGCUAACAGGACCAAACAGUUUAACGGGUGCAGAAUUAGUGUACCUUCUGAAGGAAGCAGAGCAGAACAAAUUCUCUGCUGAGGAGCUGCAGGCAGCUCUCAGCCAUUGUAGAGACAAACACCCAAUUCAGUGGCUCCGCGAUAACUGGUCGAAGCUUAUCGAGACAGUUCAAACACUUGCCACUAAGUAUGGUCAUGAAAAACGAGAAAAUAUCAUCGGAACAAUCUCUUCCAUAGAAGCGCGUGAAGCACUUCAAUUGCACAAGGGAAACAUUUGGCAUGCCAUCACGGAAUGCAUUGAACAGCGACAAAGAAAGUACUACGAAAUCGCCUCGAAGGGAAAUUUCACCAGGGAAGACAUUGUUACCAGUCUUACAGCGCAUCAUGGAAAUUUGGAGUUGGCAAUGGUGGAGCUCAGCAAAACUCAACUAAAGCCAUUUCUAAUGCGCAUUUGGGGUCCUCCGAAUGGAGCCGAUAACGAUUCUGGUAACUCACUUCUGCACCAGGCGCUGAAAGAGGAUCGGAGUGGAAUUAGUAAUGAAAUUCAAGAAUUUAUCAGUACACAUGUCGAGAGUCAAAUACUCUCGAAUGGAUCUUCUAACGGAGUGCACACCGUACAUGACUCUGCGGACACUGUCAAUGAGUCCACAGAAAUUACAACCAAUGGGAAAGUAGGCAAAUAUACGGAAACUAACGGUAGUACUGCAGUAGAUGAUGAAGGCAUUCCAUCGAAUACGGUAAUUUUGAGGGACAUUGAAAAACUAAUCGACCAAAUGGAAAAGAAUCAAGCAAAUCAAAAUGAAGAUGUGUUGAAGAACAUACAGCAGCUACUAACCAAACUGGUUGAUCGCAAUGAAUCUCGUCCAGCUUCGCAAGUUUCGGUACGUUCAGAGUCAUGUGAAAGAAUCAUUGUGAAAAGUCCAAUUCCACAAAGACGAUCAACCGAAGCAUCGUUAGACGAAACAGUACCCAUCUACGAAGACAUCAGAAAGUUCAUGACAGAAAACAUUCAGGAAAUUCUUCCGUGUUUCGUCGGACAAGUUCAACACGAGCUCGACAACAUUCCAUUCAUACCCAGGAGAACUUUAAAAGAAGACAUCAAAGAGACCUUGAUGAACGCCGAAUACUCCGAGGACGAUUACGCGACCAUCCAUUGUUUCCCGUUUAAACAAGACACUAAGACUAUUGAUGAUUUUCCAAAUUUGACAAAAAGAACUUCCACUAGCUUCAAUGCCACAGAAGAACAAAACAACGAAUACGCAAACAUACAGAACUUUUUGAAGAGGGCAAUUCGAAACGAAAAACUCACAUGUGAUUUCGAACAUUACAGGACUCAGAACUUUGGGUUUGACAGCAGCUCCGAUGAAGCAAGGAUGACAGCGGAAAGUACAGACUACUACGACUUAGUCACUGUGAGUAAAAAAAUACAGGAAGCUCUGAACCGCCGCAGAACAAGUGUGGAAUCUAAGACGGAGUCCAUCAAAUCCGAAACGGAAUCGUUAGAUGGAGAUGCAGUAGCAGAACCAAUCUCAAUUGAAGAAGCAAUUUACGUCAAUAUACCAAAAAUUGAUCCAACAGUGUCGGCUUUGGAAUCAAAUGACAAUAAACCUACGUUGAUGAUCGAUGAAAGCAAAGAGGAUUUACACCAACAUAAAAAAAAUUUACCUCGAACGGAUACCAAAGAAACCAUGAUAAGUACACCAGUACCAACCAUACACAUUGAUCAUGUGGAAGAGUUGAGACAUGUUGUCGACACUAUCGAAGAAAUUCAACAUGAUCUUGAAAUAUCUACGGAUGAACAAGACACACCCCAAUUAGAAGAGGAUCAACCAAUUUUCGACAAUUCAACAAUAACAGUAGAAGAGACUGCAAUAGAAAGGAUGCCAAGUCAACCAUUUAUGGCUACUUCAACACCAUUAACUACUACAAAUCCUUCCCAAGAUGAUCUAGAGGUUUCUGAGUAUACUAAAUUUGAACCACAAAAACCUCAUGCACAAGAUAAAUUUCUUACAACCAGUUCAAAUAAUGAAUCCUCUGCUCAAUCAACUCCAAAAAUCGGUUUGCUUACCACUUCCGUACAAUCCAAUGUCAUUCAUUCCGAUGCCCAAAUAGUCAGUUCCUCCUCGUCCACUCAAGAGGAAAAACCACCACCUAAACCAUUGACUGAUUAUGAGCCUAAAACACAGCAGAUAGUUUCGCGAGAUGUUUUAAAUCAAGCCGAGACUGCCGUCUCUGGUCCCUCUGAACUGUCUACGAUAACAGCAGAACAACAACUAAACCAAAUCAAUCCCGAUGACUCCCAAGGAAACAUCCCGACAUCACCAUCCAAACCUUCGAAUAACCUCUCCGAUUUAGUACUGGAUACCAAAAGACUCAUUCAGCAAAUGAAAGACGAAAUCGCCUCUGAUAUGGCUACCAUGCAAGAUGAAAAUGAAAUAUACGAUAACGAGUACUAUGAAGAAGAUGAGUACGAGGAAUGGAGCGAUGAAAACUUCGACGAAUGGGAGUCAAACGAGGAGUACGAUAUUGACGAACAUGGAAACUACUACGAGUAUGAAGAUGAAGACGAAGAUGGUUCAGUGAUGUUUAGUGAAAUUGCGCCUGAAGAUGUUCGACAUCCACUGACACAGGUCAGCGAACCAGUCAAUCAAGAUAUAGUAGAAGAGACGGUUGUAAAUAAAAUUGAUCUACCAAAAAUAAGCGCAGCAUUGGUGAGAGAACUGGAACGAAAUAGUGCGUCAGAAGUCAGUGACCUGCCGCUAGAUAGUGAUUUUAGUGAUGCACUGAGUGUAAUCGAGCUAUCAGUAGGAGAUGUUGACGAUAUUCUGAGCUCGGCGGUAGAUAAUUUGAGGGGGAAUACUUUUUCGUAUGGUAGGGAAAUUCCGGAAGUAAAUACCCUUCAAAAUAGCCCUGAAACCAGCGAAAUUAGUGAAAUAACACUUGUCGCUGAUACAAGCGAAUCGACCGAUGCUACAUUAGUGGCUGAGGAAAAUAUCAAAUUCACAAUGAGAGACGUACAGUCUGUACUUAAUGCCAGGGCUGUUAUAGGACAGUUCAUUAAGUCAGCACAACUGGUUGGAGACUCAGAUAAACCGAACGGUAAUCUAUCUAAAGAACAAAGUUUCAUUAUUUCGAAUAAAAAUAAUCAAUCUACAACACCCUCUGAACCGGGUAGUCAAGAAAAUCUUCAAACAGAACGUUCUGAAUAUCAUGAAAACCAGACUGAUACAGUUGAAAGGCUAAGUGAACAUAACGAUGAAAAAUUCAAUAAAGGCUUUUCUGUCGAUCACCAAACAUUAAGAAAUACCACAGAAUUAGAAGCAGAUCACGAAAUAGCAGCAGCUACGCAUGAACUUGAUGCUACCAUAGAAAUGUUGCAUUCUGUCGCUCGAGACCUCAGUGAUCAACUUCGUCAAGUUUCCCCGGGCCAAGAUAUUACACGAUCUAACCUCGAUACAGGAAGCUCGACGGUUCCCAAAACUUCAUUUCAGCAGAACAUUCCAGAGAAUGGCACAAUAACUGAAAACGAAUUGACGGGUGAUUUGAAUACUGCUGAUGCUAAUUUCAUUGAAUCUCAACCAACGUUACAAAACUCAGAUGGUUCAGACUUUAUUAACGUUAGCAGUGCCAGGGUACUAAUAGAAAAUUCGACAAGAAUCGAUGUCACGGAACAUAACGAUACUAGAACUCUCUCUGGCAAUAAGCUCGAAGAUGUGUUACCAGUCAAUUCAAUUCCGGAAUACGCCACCGUUGUUAAAGUGAACAAUAGACUGCAAAUUAUUGAUACUCCAGCUGCUACAUCAGAACUUGAAAGUAAUGUUGGUAGCUUUGAAAAUGAUCAAAGUAAUGCAAGUGGGAAAACAGUGAACGCAACAGUGGAAGUCAAGAAUCUAGACUCUUCUCUUACCAAUAAACUUAAUUUAGUUCAAACGGAGAUUUCAAACACUGAGCCUACUCAAGUUGAUGAAACGGAACUAAUUCAAACUAUAUCUUCAACCGGUCAUGAUGAUAAGAUGCAAAUGUCUCAAAGAGUCCAUGCCGAAGAAACGAAAAUAAACAUACACCAAAUUUCAAACUCAGAUCCUGUUCAUGUUGAUGAAACGAAAUCAGUUUCGAUUGCCGUUAAUAACUCGAAAAAGAUUGAACUAACAAUUAGAAGUGAAGAGACUCAUCGUACUGAUGAACCAGAAUUAGAGUCCUUGAGCCCCAUCAGUCUAGUUCAACCAAUGUCAGAAAUUAAUGACUUAACGUUGCCUAAUGGUUUUAUUACAGAACAAAAUAAAGAGAUCAGAACGGAACAACUAGCGGAUAACAGUGCAGUAUCAACUAGCGAUUAUAUGCAAACAAAAAUCAAUGUUGAACAAAACACAUCUCAUCAAAACCAAUCAAAAUUAGACCCGUCUGAUAUUAAAGAUGUAAUAACGAACUAUAGUAACAACAACUCCGAAAAACAGCCAGCAAACAAUUCUGUGGAAGCUGACAACAGUAUAACAACAAAUAACGGCCAAUUUAAUGCAACAAUAGAUGAAGACAAACAACAAACAAACACUACAACUGUUGUUGAACAACUAACUGCAGACCAGAAUGAACAAUCAUAUUCCGCAGUAAAUGGAGAGUUACAUCAUACCAUUCCUCAAUCAUCUGAAUCUCGAGAACAAUCUGAAGAGCCGUCAAGUUUCACCGAAGUGCAACCAUCACAAGUAAUCAUUCAUAGUCCAUCUUUAGAAAGACAAGUUCAACAGUCUAUACCAGAACCACCUCAGCAAUCAUCUAACAUUUCUACUAACCUAGAAAAUUCUGAGGGAUCUGAAAAACCAGGAAAGCUAUCCUUAAAGAUCCCGAAAACUGUUGUAAAAUCCGGGAACAGUGCAACCAAAAAAACAUUAUCCCCGCCAACUCCACCAUCCCCAACCAGUUCCAAAGCCACUAAGUCCGUCAAAACCAAAACCAAAACCACCACAGACACAAAAAAGAAAUCAUCCACCGCAUCCGAUUCCUCUAGCCGCAGAAACUCUCUUCGAAAGAGCUCCAUCGGUGGUCCGUUUGGUCCCGUACAAACCAACACCGUCAAGAACAUGCAGAAAGAGUUUCUCAGUAAGACUCAUAAAGACACAUCCAAAACAAUCAUCAGCAAUGCACCGAAACCAAAGCCAUCCAAACUGGUGCAACCGAAGGCAUUUACUAAUAAGCUCACUAAACCCGUUACACCCAACCAGCCGAUAAAUGGGACAAAUGGCUUCAGCAAAGCGUCCACCCCGUCCACGGAACCAGGAUCAUCUCGUUCAACUCCUGGGCCAAGUUCGACGAAAGACACCCCAAUCGGAUCGCGCGAAGGAUCAGUCACAUCAGAGCAGAGACGAAAGCUCCGUAAAAAAUACUUGGAGACCUGUUUCAGUGAUGACUACAUCACGUCGGAAGACGACGACGAUAUCACGACUGUCACUGACAGCGAAAGUAGGACUAUCAUCCGUUCCUUGGUAACACCGUAUGAACCCAGCGAAGAACCAUUGGAAGUGCAAGCUCGCAAAAUGUUAGACGAAGGACACGUUCAGACUUACCAACAAGCCGAGCUGGCGGUCCAACUGAUCGACAUGAGAUAUGCUCGCGACAAUGCUAUUUGGGCAGCAACCCAAUGUCACACAAUUGACGAGGCUAAGGAUCUCCUCCAGAAAGAGUGCGAACUGUGCCUUGGUACCUAUCCUAUGAAUGAAAUAAUUUCCAUGUUAAAGUGCACCCAUGCGUGCUGUCUGGAUUGUGCCAAAGUCUAUUUCACUGAAGAAAUCAUGCACCGCUCAAUCACCAACUGUAAUUGCCCGUACUGUAAGGAACCAGACCUUAACAACGCUAGCGUUACAGAAGACGACGUGCUGGAAUAUUUUUCUAACCUAGAUAUUUUACUCAAAACCAUCGUAGAGGAGGAUGUGCAUGAUCUUUUUCAGCGGAAACUUCGUGAUCGCACACUGAUGCAAGAUCCCAACUUCAAAUGGUGCGUAGACUGUUCAUCUGGGUUCUUCUCCCGCCCACGUCAAAAGCGUCUCAUAUGUCCAGACUGUGGUUCCAUCACCUGUGCCUCGUGUCGUAAACCGUGGGAACCACAGCAUGAAGGUAUCUCAUGCGAAAAAUUUGCUGCCUGGAAGGAGGCCAACGAUCCGGAAUUUCAAGCUCAAGGUGUUGCUCGUCACCUACAAGCCCAUGGUAUUAGCUGCCCCAAUUGCAACUUCAAGUAUUCUCUAUCCCGCGGCGGAUGCAUGCAUUUCACCUGUAUACAAUGCAAAUUCGAGUUUUGCUUUGGAUGCAACAAGCCCUUCAUGAUGGGAGCGAAGUGUACCGUCUCUCCGUACUGUGCGAAACUGGGACUCCAUGCCCAUCAUCCCAGAAACUGUCUGUUCUACUUGAGAGAUAAAGAUCCGAAAGACUUACAAACGUUACUAACGAUGCAUAACGUGACGUACGAUACCGAGCCUUCCGAGCUGAUCAAACGCGAGUUCAUGCAAAACGAAUCGAAUGUCAUGAAGUGUCCAAUCCCAUUACAAAAAGAAACGCCUGCCGGACUGAUGGAUACCGUUUGCAACAAUGACGUACCGGAAGCACACGCGGGUUUAUGCAGAACACAUUACGUUGAGUAUUUAGUAGGUGCGGUAUCCAAGGCACAAAUCGAUCCUCUGCCAAUCCUGGACCUAACCGAUUGUGUCCAGGAGUUGCGCAGACGGGGAUUACCACUACCAGAACGCGGUCCCUGGGAUACCGACGAAAUUUACCGCGAAAUGUGCCAGAAGAUUGUCAAAGAACAGAUUCCCUUGAACUAGAACCACUCGUUGACUUACUGAAAUUGUCACAUGCACGAUUCAAGAGUAAAAGUCAUCAUGAAGAAGUUCAAUCAACUUUACAAACAUUGUGCGGCACGAGCACUAUUUAUUGUUACCACACACAGUGUGCCUUUUUGACCUUCUGAUAUAAAUAGUUGAGACUAUCUUUCCUGGUUUCGCAGUACUCACUAACGAAUUUCAAGAACACUUUGAAAUUCACAUUUUUUUACAAUGCGUGUAUCACAAUAAAUCAAUCUAUGAUUUACUUCAACAA